This is a messenger RNA of Hippocampus zosterae (dwarf seahorse), 1740 nucleotides long. Its product is annotated as ras-related protein Rab-18-like. NCBI's taxonomy places the organism in Eukaryota, Metazoa, Chordata, Actinopteri, Syngnathiformes, Syngnathidae. Bases 141 to 758 code for a protein of 205 amino acids. Gene Ontology annotation, molecular function: GTP binding; GTPase activity. The record is from RefSeq and is a predicted model, not a curated record. The transcript has 7 exons.
CCGUGACGUCAGACGUAAACGUUGGGCGGAAGCUGUGCACGCCGUCAACAGCUGCGCACGGGGAAAACAAACUAAGCACACUGUACAUUGUUUUUCAAAAGCGUAGCAAAGUACCAAGGUUACUAACGUUACAUCAAAAUAUGGAUGACGACGUACUGACAACUCUGAAACUGUUGAUAAUCGGCGAAAGUGGAGUGGGGAAGUCCAGCCUUCUCCUGAGAUUCACAGAAGACACAUUUGAUCCGGACCAGUCAGCGACAAUUGGAGUGGAUUUCAAAGUGAAGACACUGGCCAUCGACGGAAAUAAAGCAAAACUCGCCAUAUGGGACACAGCUGGACAAGAAAGGUUUCGUACGCUAACACCCAGCUACUAUCGUGGUGCCCAGGGAGUCAUACUCGUAUAUGAUGUUACAAAGCGCGACACCUUCACAAAGCUGGAAAACUGGCUGAAUGAACUGGAAACCUACACAACUCGCAACGAUAUCGUAAAAAUGCUUGUAGGCAACAAGAUUGAUCGGGAGGACCAUGAAGUGGAUAGAAAUGAAGGCCUCAAGUUUGCGAGAAAGCACUCAAUGCUUUUUAUUGAGGCAAGUGCAAAGACCAAAGACGGCGUACAGUGUGCCUUCGAGGAGCUUGUAGAGAAGAUCCUCCAAACUCCGGGGCUUUGGGAAAGCGAAAGCCAGGGCCAGACGUUGCGCCUGGGGAAUCAAGAGCAAGGCGGCGGCAGGGCAUGUGGAGGAUAUUGCUCCGUACCGUGAGUGGACAAAACAAACGUACAAACAGACAAAAAAAAGAAAGCUUGAUUGAAACGACAACAGUCCAGAAACGGGAAGUAGAUGGAAAAAAACGUGAGUUGGUAAGCGAGACCAGAGGUGGACUCUUUGCACAUGACACUUCUUUCUGUUGAAUUGAAUGGAAAUAAGGCUUUAGGCCCCGUUUAGAGUUUGAAUUUAAUGUAUGCCAGGGUGGAAUGCGCGCGAUGUCACUCUACAACAGCGAAUGUGAGAAUGCAGCCGAUGCUUUGAACCAAUGUUGAGGUGACAUGGCCGAUCCUGACCAUCCUCCGCACGUAGCGCCAUUUCAUACGGGGGAAUGGAGAACCUGCGUUCACCCGCUGGCCUUUUCGUCUUUUACCACAACACUGUGCGUACAGUCCUUACUUGCGUUUGACUGUAAACUCAGUGGAUGGUCAUUUAAAGGCCUUAUCCAUUAAAUGUAUUCAUCCAUCCCUUCUUUGUCUCACGCAAAAUCCCCUGAUCAGUUGAUCAUCAUCUUGCUCCUCAACAAGUUUGUCAAACCCUUAACUAUUUUUGCUAUAUGUACCUCACGAUGCAAGAAAUGUAUUCAAACCAGUUUCAUUUAACUGCUUUAUCACAAACGCUUAGCUUGCCGUUUUCUUAUGUUAGGCCAGUCGCCGUUUCUCAUGAUUUCAUUUUUUAUUUUACUGUUUGUGUGCAAUGCGGUCCAUAUUUAGUCUUCAAGGUGAUUGUUUCAGAAAUCAUUCCCGGUCGCUUUUUCUGCUCCGCAGCAUCCAGUUUUUGUCGCUAUUUGUCAACUUGUUUUCACACUCUCCAGCAAAUUUAUCUUUGUCCCUUUCUGCGAAUGUUUCCAAUCAAAUUUCGCAAUGCGGAAUGUCCCAAUGAAUCCUGCCUUCACAAUGGAUGACGUUCUGUGUGUUUUUUCGGUCUUGUUAAAAUUGUCCUGUUUCAAAAAGAAAUAAAUGACAUUCGGGGUGCAGCC